AUGCCUUCAGCUAUCGCAAUGGCCGUAGGCUUUUGGCCUUUUGGUGAAAUAGCCUGUAGAAUCAACGCCGUCUUCAACUACAUGUGCGCAUGCUCCUCAUCACAUACUGCAGCGAUGAUAAGCUUCGACAGAACAAUUGCUGUUGUUUACCCAUUGAAGUAUAAAUCCAUGAUGACGGCGAAAAUUAUGAUUAGUAUUUGCGUCUGGAUUCUAUUCAACACUGGAUCCUGCGCGAUAUUUGUCGGUGCAACGCCAUGGAUUUCUUAUGACUACAAUGAAGCGGUUUGUGCUGUCACCUAUUCAGAAUAUCUUUCGAAGGUCUUUAUUUAUUGUGGCUGCGCAUUCUGUUACUACAUACCAGCACUGAUCAUAGGAACCUGCAACGCCAUCAUCUUGAUGCAAAUAAGGAGAUCUUCUAAAGUGAUGUCUGAACACAUUACUACCAUAAAACUUCUAGUUUUCGAACAGAAUAUGAAAAAACGGAAAGAUAUGGAAAUGCGUAAAUCCAUAUAUAGUAUGAUGGCCAUUGUUAUAGUUUAUUUUUUUAGCCUCACUCCUUAUUCCAUCAACAAACAGGGCAAAGCGAUGACAGGAAUUGAUGCUCCUCCGUGGCUGAAUUAUACAAUCACAAUACUGAUGUUUAUUUCGUCAGCAACAAAUCCUUUUAUCUAUGGUAUUCUGCGUAAAGAUUAUAGGGAUGGUUUCAAAAAAAUUCCCAGAUUAUUCAGGGAAAAAUACUAUUACUACUGCUUUUAA
Parasteatoda tepidariorum (common house spider) is the source of this 756-nucleotide messenger RNA. RefSeq names its product mu-type opioid receptor-like. Gene Ontology annotation, cellular component: membrane. Gene Ontology annotation, molecular function: G protein-coupled receptor activity. The record is from RefSeq and is a predicted model, not a curated record. Gene Ontology annotation, biological process: G protein-coupled receptor signaling pathway. NCBI's taxonomy places the organism in Eukaryota, Metazoa, Arthropoda, Arachnida, Araneae, Theridiidae.